UACAUUGACCCUCGUUGCAAACUUGUGUCCGAAGGUCAAACAUCUGCUGUCUGUGCAACUAAAGAGGGUCCAGACAUGAACAUGGACAUCUCCGCUGUAAACGCGCUCCCGUACGAGGAUUUUGUGAAUAUUUUCGGUAAUGUGGUGGAGAAAGCUCCCAUGGUUGCAGCUGCUGUGUGGUCCAGGCGUCCAUUUAUGAGUGUGUCUGCUCUGGAAACUGCAGUCAGUGAAUUCAUCGAUGCUCUACCAGAAUCAGGUAAAGAGGGAAUCCUCAGGUGUCACCCGGACCUCGCGGGCAGGGACCUCCGAAGCGGCACAUUGACUCCAGAGUCGCGCGAGGAGCAGACGGGAGCCGGGAUGGAUGCUCUGAGCUCCGCGGAGGCCACGCGCAUGGCCCGGCUCAAUGAGGAGUACAAGCAGCGCUUUGGGUUCCCGUUUGUCAUCUGCGCGCGCAUGACCGACAAGGCGAACAUAUUACGUCAGCUGUCUGAGCGAUGUCAGAACGAGCGCGCGGCGGAGAGGACGCGCGGCAUCGAGGAGGUGAAGAAGAUCUGCCGCUUGCGUCUACAGACGCUCGUGCUCAGUGAGGCUCCCAAUAAGUUAUAAAGGUGGAGUUAAUGCUUGAUUUCUGCUGUCAAACAGGGGCGUGCGCAGGUUUUUGACUGGGGUGGCCAUGCACGGGUGGCAUUCAUCUACACUUGAGUUUAAAUUUCAGCUGAAUUAGAAUUAAAUUAAAUUAAAUAAUGUUAUAUUCAUAUGCGUAAUAUUGUUCUUUUUUCAAUAAUGACAACUGAAUGGCAACAAAAAAGUAGGCUAAGUCUUGUAAAGUUGGGUACAAAGUAGGACCAGAUUUUCUGGUCUGCCCCUUCCACUAAUCAUACACAAGUCCCGAUAUCUGUUAUUGUUUAAUAUUUAAGUCUGUUACCCUAUUAAGUGGGGGAAAUCAUGAGGACAACUGAGGCCUGGGAUCAAAUUGCGGGGUCACCUGAAAGCCCAGUAAAUGUGGCCUCCCCCAGAUCAGUGGUUCUCAACUGGUGUAGUCUCAGGACCCACCACCACCUUCUGAAUGAGAAGUUGUGACCUACAUUUCUCACAUUUUUCAAUCAUAUCCUUCAGACUUUCACCACAUAUUUUUUCCAGAAGCACAUUUACGGCCCACUGAAAAUGGCUUUGAGACCCCUGUUUGGGUCCUGACCCACCAGUUGAGAACCAAGGCACAACAUGAUUAACUAAUGUCAGUGUCUGUAUGCUGAAAAGAACUAGCCUCUUUGCUGACGUUUGACAUGUUCGCCUGUUUCCAAUUAACUUCUAGAGCUUGUAGUUAAUCGAUUGUGAACAAAUCAAUGCUGUAGACAACUACUUUUACCUCUUUUCUUUUUGGCAUCCCAACUUUUGUGCAAGUCCUGGUAUGGCCAACUCUCUGACAUUACUGAACUCACCAGUUUCACUUAAUGGGCAGGCACAUUAUGUUACUAUUUCAAAAUUGGAAAAUAAAUAAAAGCUCAUAUCACUUUAAGAAGAAGUGAAGUUGUUUACAUUUAGGAACAAGCAACAAUAAAUGACUUGUUAAUUUAUUUGCUGUCACAAAUAUGUUAGUAUUUAGGUCAGUGGUUCUCAAAUGGUGUGCCAGGGCACACUAGUGUGCCUUGAGGAAAGUCUAGGUGUGCCUUGGAAAUUUGUACAAUCAUACAUUUCUUAUAACUUUAUGACAAGUACUGUAAUAAGGCACACCAGAUUUAGCAGGGCCCCUGAAAAACCCAGAGAAUGGGUUCUCCCCAGUUGUGAUUUUUGUGAUAUCAUUAUAUGUGUGUUGGAUCAGUAGCAUUAGUGCUAGCAUCCAGGCUAACGGUUACUUCAGUUUGGAGCUGAAAGCCUGGAGAGCUAUUAUUUAUUUAUACUACUUUUAACCAAUUUUAACCCAUUCUUCCCACUUUUUGCCCACUUUUGUCACAAUGUUUUUCAACUUAAACUCAUUUUUGCAGCCUUGACUGUAUUUAAAGAGUCUAGGUUAUGCAAUAAAAUUCGGUGUUAGCCUUGCUUCAGUUGAGGGUGGACCAUGAUUACUGACCUCUACAGUCCCCCUCAUUCAGCUGGGCCCCAGCCUCCCUUUGGGCAACCCUGCACUACUACAUCAGUUUUUCUUACCCACCUCCAACAUUUUAACACAUACAGCCCCCUUCCAGACUGAGUUUUACAAUCUUUCUUUGUGAAUUUUCAGUUUAAAGUCACAAAAGUCAUGUACGGCAUGUUAGUUUUGUUAGCUACCUGAAAAAUCACAGUCCUGCACUGCCUGCUGCAAAAUACACUCAGCCUAUUGGCAAUGAUCCAAAACCAGAACCUGUCCUAUGAAAUAAAUGUGUAAAGUACUGUGUGACAUUUGUACUAAAAAAGAAGAGUGUCUGCCAAUCAGAUUUAAAACUUUCUCCGCGUCGCCCAACGACCUUUGGAAGACUUCCAUCUGAUUGUGCUAUAUUUCUAAUGCAAGUUUUUAUCUAUUAUACUCCCUAAACAGUAAAAUAUCCAUUUAAUCGGUUCUAAUUGAAAAACGCUUCAUGAAUGAAUUAUAUGUUUCUUAUUUAUUGUCAUUAUAAAUUUAAAUAUUUACAUGAUAUUGGCUUAAAUAUAAGUGUACAGCUGGCCUAAUAAUGUGCAUUUCUACAGCAAAUAAACUGGUAUAUACAAAAAAUUAAAUUUGGUUACUCCACACAGUUCUGAAUCCACGUUUCUGUCCCAAAAUGGAGCUUUAACCCCCAGGCCCUCCUAGAGCCCUUUUAGAGCUUUUUGGUCUUAUUUUUUGCUCUUACUUUGGCAGUUAUGCUAAGAUGAUGAUAUUUAGCACAUUCAUUUUUUAUUAUUUUUUUUUAUUUCAUUAUCCACACCGUGUUGACAGACUUUUCCACUCUGUAGACAAAAACUCACACUCUCCCUCCUAAAGCCCUUUUAGGCCUCACUGACUACCAUUAAACCCCCUUAUUUUCAUUCUACUGCCACUGCAAUACAGAAAUAAGAAAUCCUGUUAAUUCCUCUGUAAUUUAGUCAUUCAGAUGUAAAAAUAUUUGCAUACCAAAAAAAUGCCAAUAAAUUUUGCCAUUUUUCAAUGUUUGCAGAGAGGCAUUGUGGGAGAUAAUGGCCUUGUUUGAACUGA
Messenger RNA from Cheilinus undulatus (humphead wrasse), 3145 nucleotides. It is a transcript of the gene urad, whose product is annotated as ureidoimidazoline (2-oxo-4-hydroxy-4-carboxy-5-) decarboxylase. NCBI's taxonomy places the organism in Eukaryota, Metazoa, Chordata, Actinopteri, Labriformes, Labridae. The coding region runs from base 76 to 606 and encodes 176 amino acids. Gene Ontology annotation, molecular function: carboxy-lyase activity. Gene Ontology annotation, biological process: allantoin metabolic process. The transcript has 2 exons. The record is from RefSeq and is a predicted model, not a curated record.